Molecule: messenger RNA, 1539 nt
Organism: Cynoglossus semilaevis (tongue sole)
Lineage: Eukaryota; Metazoa; Chordata; Actinopteri; Pleuronectiformes; Cynoglossidae
Gene: parvb
Product: parvin, beta
Exons: 13
Coding region: 177-1277 (366 amino acids)
Biological process (GO): substrate adhesion-dependent cell spreading; lamellipodium assembly; establishment or maintenance of cell polarity regulating cell shape
Cellular component (GO): lamellipodium; actin cytoskeleton; cytoplasm
Molecular function (GO): actin binding
Source: RefSeq, a predicted model, not a curated record
ACAUGUGAGUGAGUCAUUGCUGUUGUGUUGAUUAACACACACUGAAGAGCAGCUCCCGGAUUUCACACAGAGAUCCUAGCCUGGGUUUGUGUCUGUGGACGGUGAAGAGGAGGCGCAGGAGUAGAGGGAGAGAGGAGAGACAUUACAAACACACACAGUCGGAGUCCAGCUGAAAGAUGUCUGGGACGGCGACCACUGCUGCCAACACGCAGUCCGCGAAAAUGAAAAAAGAAGAAUCUUCUUUCCUCGGGAAAUUAGGAGGCACUCUGGCAAGAAGAAAGAAAUCCAAAGAAGUGAGCGAUCUUCAUGAGGAGGGGAAGAAUGCCAUCAACGCUCCCAUGCUUCCCACCGGAAUGGACAUCCAUCCGGAGGACACACUGUUGGAGGAAAAUGCAGAGAGGAUCAUGUUGGACCCAACAUCCCGGGAAAAUCUGAAAUUCAAAGACCUGUUGAAGGUCCUGAUCGACUGGAUCAACAGUGAGCUGGAAGAAGACAGGAUCAUCGUCAAGGACCUGGAAGAAGACUGUUAUGAUGGACAAGUGCUGCAGAAGUUGUUUGAAAAGUUGUCAGGCAGGAAGCUGAACGUGGCCGAAGUGACCCAGUCAGAGAUCGGCCAGAAGCAGAAGCUUCAGACGGUCUUAGAGGCCGUUAAUGAAACUCUGCGGCCUCAUGGUUGGAGCAUCGAAUGGAGCGUGGACUCUAUCCACUCAAAGAACCUGGUGGCUAUUGUCUACCUGUUGGUGGCGCUGGCCAUGCACUUCCAGGCUCCAAUCAGACUCCCUGAGCACGUGUCAGUGCAGGUGGUGGUGGUGAAGAAACGAGAGGGAAUCCUGCAGACGGCCUUAGUGACCAAAGAGCUGACCAGCACCACAGAGAUGAUGUUGGGGAGAUUUGAGAGGGAUGCGUUCGACACCCUGUUGGAUCAUGCACCGGACAAACUCAAUGUUGUAAAAACGUCGCUCAUCACAUUUGUGAACAAACACCUGAACAAACUGAACCUGGAAGUCACUGAGCUGGAGUCACAGUUUGCUGAUGGAGUGUACCUCAUAUUACUGAUGGGUUUGCUGGAGAACUACUUCGUGCCUCUGUACAACUUCUUCCUCACUCCUGAGAGCUUUGAGCAAAAGGUUCAUAAUGUAGCGUUUGCCUUUGAGCUGAUGCAGGAUGGAGGUUUGAAAAAACCCAAAGCCAGACCAGAAGAUGUUGUCAACCUGAACCUCAAGUCCACCCUGCGGGUUCUCUACAACCUGUUCACCAACUACAAAAACUCUGAGUGAACUCUUGCAGAUGAGAACUAAUAUAAAUACCGACCUGUGCAUCUGUUCUUUACCGUCUGGACACUGGAGGCGCUGCAUCCCUGCACUUUCUACAUGAAAACUGUUUCAAAUGAAUGAAGGAGAAAAUAUUAUGAACUGGAAAACACCGUCUCAACCUUAUAGUGUCUUAUCCUCCAAACUGUACGACGACACCUGGAAGAAGAUUUAUGUUAAAAUAACUGAAAUACUUUGUAUGGAUAUUAAAGAAUGUUUUGAAAAAAAA